This is a messenger RNA of Salvelinus sp. IW2-2015, 1839 nucleotides long. Lineage: Eukaryota; Metazoa; Chordata; Actinopteri; Salmoniformes; Salmonidae. The record is from the annotation of a RefSeq genome assembly.
AUGCACCCGACUACACUCAUCCUAAGCUCAACCCUUUUAAUUAUCUUCGCACUUCUCACUUACCCCCUUAUCACCACCCUAAACCCAACCCCCCAACAUGAAAACUGAGCCCUUACUCACGUAAAAACCGCUAUCAAAACAGCUUUCCUAGUAAGCCUACUCCCCCUCUUUAUUUUCCUAGACCAAGGGACCGAAACAAUUGUUACUAAUUGACAAUGGAUAAACACCACAACCUUCGACAUCAACCUCAGUUUUAAAUUUGACCACUAUUCCAUUAUUUUCACCCCCAUUGCCCUCUACGUAACCUGAUCUAUUCUCGAAUUUGCAUCCUGAUAUAUACAUGCCGACCCCAAUAUGAACCGAUUCUUUAAAUAUCUCCUCCUCUUCCUAAUUGCCAUAAUUAUCUUAGUAACCGCCAACAACAUAUUCCAACUAUUUAUUGGCUGAGAAGGAGUUGGCAUUAUAUCGUUCCUCCUCAUUGGAUGAUGACACGGCCGAGCUGACGCUAAUACAGCUGCCAUACAAGCUGUGAUUUAUAACCGAGUCGGAGACAUUGGACUUAUUCUAAGCAUAGCAUGAUUCGCAACAAACCUUAACUCCUGAGAAAUUCAACAAAUAUUUGCCUCUUCAAAAGGACUUGACCUUACACUCCCACUCAUAGGCCUCAUUCUAGCCGCCACCGGUAAAUCAGCGCAAUUUGGACUUCAUCCGUGACUUCCUUCCGCGAUAGAAGGUCCUACGCCGGUAUCUGCCCUACUUCACUCUAGCACUAUAGUCGUAGCGGGCAUCUUUCUUUUAAUUCGACUCCACCCUCUUAUAGAAAAUAACCAAACAGCCCUAACCACCUGCUUAUGUUUAGGAGCCCUCACCACCUUGUUUACUGCUACCUGCGCCCUAACACAAAACGACAUCAAAAAAAUCGUCGCAUUUUCUACAUCCAGUCAACUGGGACUGAUAAUAGUAACCAUCGGACUUAACCAACCACAAUUAGCCUUCUUACAUAUCUGUACCCACGCAUUCUUUAAAGCUAUGCUAUUCCUCUGCUCCGGCUCAAUCAUUCACAGCUUAAAUGAUGAACAAGACAUUCGUAAAAUAGGAGGCAUACAUAACCUUACCCCCCUUACUUCAUCCUGCCUUACAAUUGGAAGCUUGGCACUUACUGGAACUCCAUUCUUAGCAGGAUUCUUUUCCAAAGAUGCUAUUAUUGAAGCCUUAAAUACCUCUCACCUUAACGCCUGAGCCCUCACUCUUACCUUACUGGCCACCUCUUUCACUGCCGUUUACAGCCUCCGAGUAAUCUUCUUCGUCUCUAUAGGACACCCCCGCUUUACAGCUGUAACCCCUAUUAAUGAAAACAACCCCUCCGUAAUCAACCCGAUCAAACGACUAGCCUGAGGAAGCAUCAUUGCAGGACUUCUAAUUACCUCAAACUUCCUGCCCUCCAAAACCCCAGUAAUAACUAUACCUCUCUCAUUAAAAUUGGCCGCCCUCCUAGUUACCAUCUCAGGCCUUCUAAUUGCAUUAGAACUUGCAUCACUAACUGGUAAACAGUUUAAAACUACGCCCAACCUCGUUACCCAUAACUUCUCAAACAUACUUGGAUUCUUUCCUGCCGUCGUCCACCGAUUAGCCCCAAAGCUAAACUUAACCCUAGGACAAACUAUUGCCAGCCAGAUAGUAGAUCAAACAUGAUUUGAGAAAAUCGGCCCGAAAGGAGUUAUCUCAACUAACCUGCCCAUAGUCACAACAACAAGCAAUAUCCAACAAGGCAUAAUUAAAACAUACCUCACUCUAUUUUUCCUCUCAACAGCUCUGGCCGUUCUACUUACAUUAACCUAA